CUGAAGCUAACUGUCGUUCGCCUUCAAAUCGCGGUGGCAAUUUGUUUUGGUUUUCUAAUCAAAAGUCGCUGUUUGGUGAUUUCGAAAAUCGAAUAAUCUUAUCGUGGUUUACAAACAGGAAUAAUUUCAAUCUAGUGUUGUGAUUUAGAGUGUGCGCGAGAAAAAGUGCAAGUGAACGAUGGCAGCCAGCACGACGGACAGUUUCGGUUUCAAUGGGUUGAAAAUUUUCGAAGUGGCUCGCGAUUGCCUGCCGGAUGAGCGCAAGAAGACGCAAAAUCUGCUGGAAACCAAAGACGAUAUGCUGUUCGUGUGGAACUCGAAGAACUGUUCGGUGCUGACGCUGAACUGGCGCGCGGCCAACGUCAAACGGGACGAGCAGACCAAGUAUCAGACGCUAAUACCAUCGGCACCGCAAAACUUUACCGUCGAGAAGAUUCUCCCAUCGACGGAGGCCACCUUCCUGGCGCUGAGCGGACCACGAGGACUUUCGAUCCUGGAGCUGCCCCGCCGCUGGGGACCGAACGGACAGUACCAGAACGGGAAGGAGUGCAUCAUUUGUCGCUCCUACAACCUGGAUGAGCAUCUCUUCACCGAAAACGCAAAUCUCGAAAUCCUGCAAAUUCGUUGGCAUCCGGCAUCACCGACAGAUUCGCACAUCCUGGCCCUCCUGUCGGAUAACUCGAUCCGCGUCUACGACGUGGACUCCCUGCGCCAUGUGUGGCGCGUUGGUCCUUCGCCUACGCUGAUCAACGGUGGCAACAACGGUAGCAAACUGUCCGCCGCAUUCACCGGUACCCCUGGCGGCGGUGGUUCGUCGUUCACCAACAAACUAGUCUAUCUGAGCAGCCUUGGCGAUACGGCCGUUGAUUUUGACAUCGCACCGCCACGUGUGGUUUCGGCCAGCGGCUCUACCGAUAGCGCCACCACCACCGCCAACCUUUCGCUCUCCCUGGCGACCAGCAUGAUGCGAGACAAUCUGAACAUUUCUUCGGUCGCCGUCGUCGGUUCGCCGUCCACUAGAAGCGGCAGCAGCAGCCAGGAUUCUUUCAUCAAGCCCAGGAAAGCCGAGACGGCUGGUAAAGUAGAAUGGCCGAUUGUGAUUCUACGGGGUGACGGAAAUGUGUACAUUCUGUGUGCUGGAAUUGAUACCGACCGACCGAAACUGCAGGGACCGAUUUCAAUCCUUCCACAGGUUGAUGACAACUAUGGGCUGGACUCGUGCUCGCUGGUUGUAAUUCCUUCACUGCCGCCAACCGUUAUAAUUGCCGAAAGUAACGGUAAAACUCAUCACGCUCUACUGCUGGAGGAGGAAUAUCCAACCGAAAGGUCAUUCAACGAGUUGGACUCCAGUCUGGUUAUUUAUCCCUCGGAAUGGUACCUGCAAGUACUGGAAACCGUGGAGCUCGAACUCGGCCUGAUCGGUGUGGACGAAGCCAAAAGUUUCUCUUGUCCGAUAUAUUUGAAACGCGAUCUGCUUAACGAAUCACGUUAUUUCGCCUAUCAUAACGCCGGACUUCACGCAAUCACACUGGACUUCACCAGACAGCUGAAUCAAUUCGUCGAAGCCGACGACGACCUUAGCGAUAAGUAUCCUCUUUUUAACUCUCAAAGCCGUGCCGAGUAUUUAGUUUGCACGAAAGCAUUACAAAAUAUGAACACCAAUGCGGUGUUAGGCUUCGCCUUGCUCCAAUCUCCCGCUGGGAUUCUGCUCCAGUUGGCAUCCGGCCAAAUUGUCACACUUGAUUUAAUCAGUGACCCCAACCUUAUCCGUCAUUGGAAAAUCAAAUCCGGCAACAAGUUCUGUUCUGCGACGGAUUCUCCACUGAAAAAAAUGCUCAGAGAUUCAUUCCAAGAGCGUAUUCAAUCGAUUUUGAAAUCAGGUACUACGCAACCCAUUCUGAAGCUGGAUCAGUCCUCAGAACCAACGCCGCAAGAAGCGUUCGAGUUGCUCACGCAGGCCACACGAAUGCUGCGCGAGCACUACUUUGUAAAGCACGAGAAAGCUCGCCAGGAGAUAGAGCGGCGUGUUCACGUGCUUCGUCUGCUGAAAGACCAACAGUUGAACGAAAUCUCGCUGCUGCAACAGGAGAAACUACAAAUUCGUGAAACGGCUGAACGCCUAGCUGAAAACUACGAAGACAUCUGCGACAAGCACAGCGCUCUGUUCAAAAGAGCACAGGAAGUAGUCCGUCUGGCAACGUUGCGUCUACCGAAGGGUUCCUUCUCGGAGAAAAAGUACGCCGAUAUGAUUGAGAAAAUAGCCAACGCUACCAAGCAGCUGCAAAAGAACGUGGACCAGGCUAAGCAGAAAAUAGCUGCCCAGCAGGUGCUGACGGACCAGAACCAGAGGACACUGAACGAGCGAGCGAUUGCACUGCCCAGCAAGCAGGAGAACAUCAUCAAGCAGAUACUUGGUGAAAUGUACGUUCAAAUCGAAGGUUACGUGCGGGAUGUUAAGAAAAUCAACAACAUACUGAAUUUGGCUUAAAAGGUGACCCGACGCGGUAGUCGUCAUCGCUCUUGGUAAACUCUUGACACUGAUUUUGAUUGUACCAUUUUAUUCUAGUUGUAGAACUUUGUUUGUACCUUUCUUACUGGUUAACCGAAUAAACUACAUUACUGGCUAGCGUUUA
Messenger RNA from Wyeomyia smithii (pitcher-plant mosquito), 2633 nucleotides. It is a transcript of the gene mbo, whose product is annotated as nuclear pore complex protein Nup88. The record is from RefSeq and is a predicted model, not a curated record. Lineage: Eukaryota; Metazoa; Arthropoda; Insecta; Diptera; Culicidae. Gene Ontology annotation, cellular component: nuclear pore. The transcript is spliced from 7 exons. Gene Ontology annotation, molecular function: structural constituent of nuclear pore. The coding region runs from base 179 to 2488 and encodes 769 amino acids. Gene Ontology annotation, biological process: protein import into nucleus; ribosomal large subunit export from nucleus; ribosomal small subunit export from nucleus.